Portunus trituberculatus (swimming crab) is the source of this 2800-nucleotide messenger RNA. RefSeq names its product protein Wnt-9a-like. The transcript is spliced from 7 exons. Gene Ontology annotation, cellular component: extracellular region. Gene Ontology annotation, biological process: neuron differentiation; canonical Wnt signaling pathway; cell fate commitment. The record is from RefSeq and is a predicted model, not a curated record. NCBI's taxonomy places the organism in Eukaryota, Metazoa, Arthropoda, Malacostraca, Decapoda, Portunidae. Bases 613 to 1884 code for a protein of 423 amino acids. Gene Ontology annotation, molecular function: frizzled binding; cytokine activity.
CACAGUUGUUGGCUGAGGUGGUGUGGGGCGGCCAGGGUACCGUGUUCCGUGACUCUACUCCAACGCCUCCGUCCAGGGCCUUCUCGCCUGUGUCUUAGAACUGUCGCUCAGUCACCCGUCGCUUUGUAUUGCUUUAUUAUCUACCUUACUUAUCUUUUCGCUUCAAGUCUUAUCAUUUUCAAAUCGGUGCCUCAGAUAAUAAUCAUUGAAUUGUUUGUAUAGUUCUUGAAAGGUGAGUUUUAUUUUUUUCUUAAGAGAAAGCUUAUAGUGGCAAUGCUACAGUGUGCCUAAAAUCCAGUGACGGUGAAAAUUUGCCCUCUUAACGCAGAUAUUUUGACGACUUACAAAUACAAAAAAAAUUAUCAUUAUCUCUGGAGUACGUCAACGUUGUUAUUGCUGAAAAAGCGAUCGUGAAGAGAAGGAUGAAAUGUGCUAAUCCCACCUGAAGAAAUGUGGGAUAACAACAACAAGUCACUAGGUCGACUAGUUUAAGAAGCAAGGAGGACAUUGCUUAACACAUACAAAAAAUGGAAAAAGAUAAUCGAUUUCCCGUCUAACGCCUAAAUCUAAAACUUGAUCCGAAGCUUUGAUCAAAACCAUGUGAAACUCAGCAUGAGGCCUAUUUGCUUCAUCGUUGCCGUGUCGCACCUCCUUCACUGCCUCGCGCCCCACGCCUGUUACGCCUUCUGCGGAAUAUCCAGCAGAAGGAAGGUGGACCAAACUCUUCUCACAUCCACUCGAUCCGCCUCAAACUUCUCCAUGGACGUACGCACGAAGUGUGAGUACGCUGGUGUGCAUGGCGCUGCUCGGAGGGCGUGCUUGCGGUCGCGGGAAAUGGCGGGCGUGCUCCUGGAGGCGGCGUGGAUGGGAGUGACUCAUUGCCAACACCUGAUGUUGCACGAGAGGUGGAAUUGCUCCCUAGGGCGAUCUAGACGAAGAAUCAUGAAGCAAGCCUUCCCAGAGACAGCCUUCCUGCAGGCUCUCUCGGCAGCCUCUGUGACACAGGUGGUGUCACGAAGCUGUGCCCAGGGCCACCUCACCCGCUGCUCCUGCGACAACACUGCCUCGGCCAGCCCGGGGGACAGCAGGCGGGCGUGGCGUUGGGGCGGCUGUGGGGACAAUGUGCGCUACGGCCAAAAACUUGCCGAGAGGUUUUUCAUUGGGAAGCGUAAAGAUGGCAGGAGGAAGGAGGCCCAGACCAGCGCUGAACUGAAGGCCGCUGUUUCGCAGGAGUACUCGAGGAGCAGAGACUUUAAAUCUCAGAUUGAUGUGCACAACGCCUGUGUUGGCAUCAAGACGGUGGCAAGCGCCGCCAAGAAGACCUGCAAGUGUCACGGACCGUCUGGUUCGUGCGUGAUGAAGACCUGCUGGAUUCAGUUGCCAGCCUUCAUCGCCUCAGGGGAAACUCUCAAGAGUCUCUACCAGCGGUCCUCUCUUGGCCGUACCAUCAAUGAGGCACAGAUCACAAACCGCGCCAGCAGGCUGCGCUAUCCCAGGACGUCCAGCCACAGGCGCCUGAAGGGCCGCGCGGGAGCCACUUGGAGGAAAGGGCGGCAACGCGGCGUCAGAAAUAACAUCCUAAAGGUCUACAGCGAGAGAUGCGUGUCGCGGGGUGGCGGAAAGGGCUGGGCCGUACUCGGCGAUCCCUCACAGCUGGUCUACUUAGACGCCUCGCCAAACUUCUGCUACAAAAGCAAAUACGGGCCGGGAACUAGAGGCAGGUCUUGCGAGAAAGGCCAGAGCUGCAGUGAUUUGUGCUGUGGCCGCGGUUACGACACCAGCGUGGCCAAGGUGAUGGAGCCGUGCAAGUGCCGCGUGGUGUGGUGUUGUGAGGUGAAGUGCCUUAACUGCACCCGCGUGGCCGAGCUGUACACUUGCAAGUGAACCGUUUGUGGUCCAGAGUGAGGCGGCGGAAGCAGCAGCCGCAGGGGAGACCCACGAUGUGUAUACAUGAUUAUAAUCUUUGCUUUUAUGGAAGAAUUCAGAUAGCUGUUUAUGACCAUUUACGAUUAAUUUAAUUACCACGAUAAUCACAGCAUGAUGAAGAUAUAGAAAACAUUUUCUACGAGAUAUUUCGCAGACCCGUUAGAGUCUAAUAAAGUUAUAUGCAUCAUGAAAAUGUAUUAAAAAGUGUUAAUUCAAUGUGACGAAAUGAAGAGCAUAAUGUAGCGCAAGAGUAGCAGAGGAGUAGCAAGGGAACAUGUGGACGGCAGUGUCGGGCGGCAGAGGGUGAAAAGAACACGUGAUGUUUUCAUGCACAUGUGGAGUCUUGCUGGUUGGUGCGACAUCCCGCCACCUGUGCUGGUGGCUGAACGCAGUGUAAAGUUAGUGGAGUGAAAUAACCGCGAGCUGAGACUGUAUACGAGUUAGAAUUUGUGAUCCUCAUGUGUAUCAUGUAUUCUUAAAACGAGGACGGCGAACUGGUUGAGCGAGGCUGGUGGAAUGGCAACCUGCUAAGUAGUUUGUAAAGAGAUUUCAAGAUGAUAUGCCUUCCCUGGACUAUGGGAAGAUCAACCACGAGAAUAUAUCUGGUGAUUUUAUUCAAUAUGUAGAGAAGAUUAUAUCAAUUCGAUAUAAAAACUGUAUACCGGAUGGGCUUAUGAGAUCCUGUUUCUCGUGCACCAGAAACCAUCUCACGCCGCCGCUCGGCCUCAGCAGCUUUGUCCCCCAGCGCUGCCACCCACGCACCUCGCACUAUAUAGCUGACGCAGUAUUUCAUAAACAACUCUGCUCUGAAUAGUGAAAAUAUAUUACACCUGUCCAGAAUGUACCACGUUUUAUCCAUAAAUCUAUCACGAUU